GACUACGUCAUCCGGAAGGGGACUACGUCUUCCGGAAGAGGAAUAUUUAUCUUCUGGAAUCGCUAAAAACGCGCGCGCUCUUCUCCUCGUCGCCCAUUUCGUCGUCGCUGUUUCAAAGACAUCGCCCAGGCGGGAAUCAUGCCUGGAGACCACUACUCUCCAGAUGAGCAGCAGCGCAAGCUGUUCAUCGGUGGUCUCAGUUUUGAGACCACCGAGGAAUCCAUGCAGAAGCAUUUUGAACAAUGGGGCACGCUGACCGACUGUGUGGUGAUGAGGGACCCCCACACAAAGCGCUCGCGAGGCUUUGGCUUUGUGACGUACAUGUCGGCCGAGGAGGUGGACGCUGCCAUGGAGGUUCGCCCUCACCAUCUGGACGGCCGCGUGGUGGAGGCGAAGCGUGCCAUCUCGCGCGAGGACUCUCUCAAGCCUGGUGCCCAUCUGAAGGUGAAGAAGAUCUUUGUGGGUGGCAUCAAGGACAACACGGAUGAAGACCACUUGCGAGAUUACUUUUCGGAAUAUGGCAUGGUGGAGUCUGUGGAUGUCAUGGAGGACCGCCAGUCUGGCAAGAAGAGAGGCUUUGGCUUUGUCACGUUCUCUGACCACGACGCCGUUGACAAAGUGGUUGUUCAGAAGUACCAUACCAUCAAUGGACACAAGGCUGAAGUGCGGAAGGCUCUCUCCAAGCAGGAGAUGAACUCUUUGGGAGGAGACCCAAGACAAGGUGGGAGAGGAGACCGCUCAGGUGGUUAUGGCGGAAGAAAUGGAGGUGGGGGAGGAUACGGAGGCAGUCGUGGAGGUGGUGGCUACGGUGGUGGUGGAUAUGGGGGUUCGGAUGGUUACGACAGCUAUGGUGGUGGCGGGUAUGGUGGUGGUGCGGGUGGUGGGUAUGGAGAUCGUGGUGGCAGUUAUGGCGGAGGUUAUGGCAACCACGGAGGUGGAUAUGGCGGAGGUGGUUAUGAUGGCUAUGGGGGUGGUGGAGGGUAUGGUGGUGGUAACUACGGUGGUGGUGGAGGUGGUGGUGGUGGUGGCUAUGGUGGUAAUGAUUUUGGUAACUACAACCACCAACAGUCCAAUUAUGGACCCAUGAAAGGUGGAAGCUAUGGAGGAAGGAACUCUGGAGGUCCAUAUGGAGGUGGCUACGGCUCUGACGGUGGUGGUGGUGGCGGCGGCGGCGGUGGCUAUGGAGGACGUGGAAGAUAUUAGUGGAUAUGGUGGCUCUCAGUAUCCCAAGGUGUAAAGAAAGAAAUAUUCUGACCGAAAGGUAAGUGUCUACAAUGCAUCAGGUAAUGGACUAACACGUGGGAGGCUUUUGUGACCAAUAUCCGUAAUGGAGGUUUUCGGGUUAGGUCGCGUGAAUAUAUAAAUGUGUCGUUAAAACCCGCCACCAUCCGAUAGCCAACUAGUAAGGGUUGUCACGUAAACAGAACAUGCCAAUUCGUCACUAGUACAACACAUCGGUGCGUUGGAGAGCCAAGCUACAACAUUUACAAUCUAAGUACGACGUUUCGCCAGUAAUUACAACUUGCUUCAAUUGUUUACAUUCCUCUAUUGGUGUAUCUUACAUUUUCGAUGUCUCCCUUUAAUACUUAAGCAGGCCCAAUGGGCAUGUCAGAUUCUUUGUCACUAAAAUAAUUUCCAUUCAUAACUCUAAAUAGUAUUGCACAUUCCCGGUUGCUACUUCCAAUAUAUGUUCAAUUGCCUCCUAUCCAUGCUUCAUCUAGCUUGAAUGAAGCCAGUUGUAAUUACUGGCGAACCGUUAUACUCGGUUUGUAAAUGUUGUGGCUUGGCUCUCCACCACCGGUGUGCUGUACUAUUGACGAAUUGGCACGUUCUGUUUGCGUGACAACCCUUAGUAGUUGGUGGUGGCGGGUUUUAACGACAUUUACGCGAUCUAACCCAAAAAAGUACUGGACAAAGUGAAAUGCUGGUGAAGGGAUGACUCGUGAUGUGUGUUAAGUUUCCAUGUUUGAUUUGUCUCUCCAUUUCCAACCCUCCUAACCACAAUUUUAAAAUGCUUACAAGAAUUGUGAUGCAGAGGUGCUAAAUCAGAAAAAAAUGCCAUUUUUACAUGGAAUGAGUGGGUUGUGCCCUACAAUAGUUUAGGUCAAUUUUAUUCUCGGGGUAUACUUUUUGCUGCUAAUUAUUUUGCAAUCUGAAUAAUUGUAGGUUUCUGGUUGAUAACGUUUAUUAUGAAUGGGGUGUACAUGAGGUGGUGGUGUGUGCACAUGGAUAGCGUUCUUAUCAACUUCACUCGUGCCCCAUAAAAAAAAUUCGGUUAGAUCGCGUAAAUGAAAAUUUGUCGUUAACGCACCAGUGUGUUGUGAUGGUAAACCCACAACUUAAUGCUGUUGCUACCCGCUUGGCAUUUUGGGGCCUGCUCCGCAAACAAUAAAAACCCCCAACAUUCCCUGAGAACUAGAACUUUGUUUUGACACAGCUUUUCCACCCAUCCAGACCAGAUGUCACAGCUAUUCGGCACGACACUGGCUGAGAAUACCCCCGUGCCCUCUCGUCGGCUAAAGCUGGCUUUGGUUAAAUCCUGAGUUUGAGCUUUGACAUGGCCACCUCUGAUUAAAUAGGACUUUUGGUAUUGUCCCAUGUCUGGAAUACAGUAUUAGGGAACGUUUCCAGCUCUUGUUAAAUUCACAUAUGCACAGAGCAGGUAAGACGAUACUGCACAGUAUGGAUAGGAGGCAAUUGAACAUAUUGGAAGUAGCAACCGGGAAUGUGCAUUACUAUUUAGAGUUAUGAAUGGAAUUUUUUUUAUGACAAUCUGACAUGCCCAUUGGGCCUGCUUAAGUAUUAAAGGGAGACGUAGAAUUUUGUAAGAUACACCAAUAUUGAGGAAUGUAAACAAUUCCCCCCCCCAGGACUUUUGAUGAAUGUCACUCCAGAGCAGGAUUCUCGUUUGAGAACAGACUUUUUUCCUGUGCUGUGAAUGCAAAGUUUAUAUGCACAUUUACAUAAUUCGAUGCAGACAAAACGAGCUUAAUGUUUUAAUCUCUUGAUUUUGGAACGUAACUGGUAUUAGCUGCCGCUGAACAUUGCUGGAAUGCAAAUGAUAAUUGCCUUUGCACAUAUAAUGGUGAAUAGGCAUUUACAUCAUGAAGCAUUUUAAUGGGAUUUCGAAGGUGCAAACUUUUUUUGCCAUUGUGAAGAAACAUUUUGGAAGUCUUACGCACAAUUCAUUGUGACUCACAAUCGCGUUUAUUAAAGGUGUGCCAAUGGCCUUGAUGUCUGAUUUUUUUAAUAUAUAACUGCUGUACUGAAUCUAAAUUCAGUGCAACCGUUUGAAAUUGCGUAUCUUAGAAAAAUAUGAAUGUGCAGUAAGAUUGUAUUGCCUUCAGCUCUGCACUGCUUUGUCCUGUGAUACCACAAUCUCUUUGCUGCACAUGAGCUAAUCUCUGCUCCCGUCUCUCCACGGUCCUCGUUUUGGGUGCGUUUCCUCUUUGUGGCUGAGGAUCCGUUACUACCAGUCUCGUAUAUCCCUUCUCGCAAGGCCACUUUUGUGUGUGUACCCAAGAAUAAAUGUUGGGGCGCCACGGUGGCAACAUGUAAACUACUUCGCCUGGUAUGCAGGAUGGCACGAGUUUGAUCUCAACCCUGACAGGCCUGUGUUUGGAUUUUUCUCCGGAUCCUCCGGUUUUUGGAAACGUGCAUUUAGAGUAGUUGGCUGCUCUUCAUUUCCACAAGUCACUUAGUUGAACUAUCAUUUGUGGCCAGGUCACUUCCAAAAAAGAGCUAUGCACCCGAGUGGGCCUUAGCUGGUGAAAUAAAAGAUAGUUUACACAAAACGAGAUCUCGUAAGUUGCAUGUGUUCUCUCAUCCAUACGACGUUCUCUCCCGGUGUGUUUAUAAACAUGCAUCUCUUAAUUCGUGUACUUUUCAAGUGUUGUCUUGUUUGCUAGUCCAUGUCUCCGAUCCAUGUCAUGGAAAGGUAAUGUGAACUGGUUGAAAAUAACUUAGUCGCUUUGGUACGUUUUUCAAUGUCAUUCAAUUUUACUAAAGCGCCAUCUUUGUUUUGAUUGCAGUUUGCCUUGAUUUUUUUUAGAUGUAGAUACAAAUAAUGUUUUGUCCAUGUUUAUUCCUUAACAUUUUUAGGAAAAUUUCCUUUUUAAUGUUGCUUUUAAUAUCCUUGUUGAGAGCAUGUUCCCUUGCCUGACUUUUUAUUUGUAGUAUGCUUCUGCAUGAAUAUCUCCCUGGAGGUGUUUCACAUUGAUACAUUGUCAUAUCUAUAUAUUUUUAUUUAGCAAUUGCUUUGUGACGGUUUGGAUGACUGCAUCAGUGUCCACUGAAUGGAAUGCUAUUUCAUAUUCUACAAAAGCCAUGGGUUCCAUUUGGUUUUGACACCUUUACAUAUUCGGUUUAAAAACAUCCGGGUUUUUUUUUACCAGCUCGUAGUUUUCUCAAACCUCCGAUUAGCACGGUUGGCUACGUAUGCCACGGAAGAAGUGCUCCAUACACGUGUCGCUUUUUUUCGGGAAAAUGGAUCUAGAAUCAGCGUAAACUUGCACUUUAAUUAGGUGGUGGGUCAGCUGGUAGUGGAAAAGAAAUAAUUUCUGCAACGUACUGUGACCACAAUCUUCACGGUAAACGAAAAAAACUACAAGAGAAGCCACCGCAUGUUUGAAGAGUUCAACGAGCGUGUGCAUGCUGUUCAACCAGUAUUUGAUGUUAACAUCCAUUAGUGUGCUGCAGUGUAUAUGUCGUAAUGCGCCUGAAGUUUGUAUUCAAUAAAGGUAUGCGUUUGCCUAGUGGUUAUUCGACUGCACUUUCCCAUUAGCAUUUAGAUGUAGUCUUUUGAAGUCAUCAUGGUAUCGGUUCGGCUUGCCAAAGUGCGUGGAAAGACUUUGUCAUGCUUUUAAUCCAGAAAGCAGAAAUACACGUUCACGAGUCAUCAAUUUCUCAGACGUGCAACAGCUGUGCACAAGCAAACCGUAUCGGUCGUAGAAAUUCCAAUGCGUUGGGUUUUGAAUGCAACGGAAGUGUUUACUGUGGCUCAACGAUUUUCACGUGUAUGCAGUGUACAUUUUACUGCAAUAAAGAUUGCUUUAACACUC
Messenger RNA from Petromyzon marinus (sea lamprey), 5060 nucleotides. Its product is annotated as heterogeneous nuclear ribonucleoprotein A1-like. Gene Ontology annotation, molecular function: mRNA 3'-UTR binding. Gene Ontology annotation, biological process: mRNA splicing, via spliceosome. Lineage: Eukaryota; Metazoa; Chordata; Hyperoartia; Petromyzontiformes; Petromyzontidae. Gene Ontology annotation, cellular component: catalytic step 2 spliceosome. The record is from RefSeq and is a predicted model, not a curated record.